Geodia barretti is the source of this 6753-nucleotide messenger RNA. Lineage: Eukaryota; Metazoa; Porifera; Demospongiae; Tetractinellida; Geodiidae. The record is from the annotation of a GenBank genome assembly.
GCCUGAGGCAGGUGAUAUGAAGAAGAGAGAGAGGUCACCGUGUCAAGUGGAGUUCUGCGAGGAGAGAGUUGAACUGGUGAACGACGGCUGCCAGCAACAGACACACACCUACCAGCUGCAGAACCGCGGCCCAGGCUCCGUGAGGGUACGGGCGGCCAUCGGAGCCGACAGCGACCCUGUGUUUGUUCUGCUGAGUGGUGGGGAGGAGAAGUACGUGGCUCCAGGUCUGAAGCUGCCCGUGGUCCUCCAGUACUCUCCUAAGGGAGAUGAUGAUGCCUGCCAUCAUCGUGGCAAUCUGGAGGUGUUUGUCAACUCCAGUCUCUCUCUCACCAUUCCCAUCUCUGCUGUUCCUCGGAGUCCCAGACUCCACCUGAGUGAGGAGGUGGUGGACGUGGGGUGUCUGGUGACAGAGAACCAGAUCCACACCACCUCCUUCUCCCUCUCCAACCUCGGGACUCGCGAGGGAGACUUCUUCAUCGACACCUCUCCUCUCCCGGCCUGGAUCUCCCUCCAACCCACCACUGGCCACCUACCACCUCUACAGUCCACUAGAAUACAGAUGGAGAUUUUGUGCAAGGAAGAAAUUGAAUUCUCCUAUGCUCUCAGAAUCCGUACUUCAGCUCCACCCACUGCUGUUGACACCGCAGCUGCUAAUACUGGUGGUGAGGGUGAGGAAGAGGAGAAGGCAGCUCCCUCUCUCCUCCUGACAGUGUGUGGGAGACUGGAGUCCAGAGCUCUCAGGGUCCUGGACCCUCUCUCCCUCUCCUCCCUCCCCUCCCUCUCUUUCCCACCCACCUACUAUGACACAACUACCUCCAGACAAGUUGUUCUGUUCAACGAGAGUCCAGUGUCCACUGACUACCUGUGUCUCCUGGACAAGAGAGCCCGAGGGAGUGAGGUGGGCGGGGCAGAGGGUGUGGCCAUAGCCCUCACUGAGGGAGGUCCCGGCCAGGAGAGGUGGAGGGAACAGGGCUCCACUCCUCCUCACGAGUCUAUCAUAUCUGUCCUUCCUUCUCAGGUACACCUACACAUUGGCCAGUGAAACGAUCCCACUUGCACUAUGCGUGUACCUGUAUGUAGACCAUACGUUCCAUACUGUAAUGUUUUUGCUACAUAUACAUGUAUAAAAUCGAUUCUGUACUCACAUUUUAUCUUUUAUAGUAUUGUAAGCCCACUCCCUUUGCUGUUGAAUGGUUCCCAGGUUCGUUUCCUCCGACAGUGGGUGGAGCCACUUCCAGACCACACCCACCAGACGUGACUACACGCUCUACCUUCGCUUCCUUGCUGUUGACACCAACAGAGAGUCCACAUCCUCUGGAGGUGACCUUGAGGUGGCAGUGUGUGCAACUGCUCUACCAGUGGACGUACAGCUGGAGCCCAGCCCUCCACUACAGUUUGGAGCCACUCCCACCAUGUCCCCCACCACCCAGCAUGUCAAGGUCCACAACAAAGUCAGACACACUUCCUCUCUACUUCACCACUCACCGUGUCCCUCACUUCACUUGUCACCCUCCCUCCGGGCACAUCCCACCCUCACACACCCUCUCCCUCUCCCUCACCUUCACUCCAAAGCAACUCGGACCACUCAAUGCCAGACUACUCAUCGACAUACUGACCUCAGACUCCAGAAGUGGUAAAGAAGGAGGAAUAGUGAAGACACUGGUGGUGGAUCUGAGAGGAGAGGGAGUGAGUCCAGGCCUGGGGGGAGGGGAAGAGGGGACGAGAGUGGGAGUAACAUCAACUACGCCCAUCCUGAUGACAUGGCUACCAGCAUUCGACCUUACGAUGGAUAUCAAGUCGUCACUCCCUAUACGCGGACCCCCCGCUACACGUACGUGGACAGAGACUAUGCCUACAGUGAGGCAGAGAGACGCGAGAUCCAGUGGCACAGAGACCACUACCUUCACUACCUCAGACACUCUCAGGCUCUCCGACUGUGGAACAGGAGAGAAAGAGCUCUGGUAACAGCAGCCUGUGGACCGAGAGGGAGCUGGGCUGCUUCCUGAAGCUCUCCAACUCCCCCACUGUCUCCAGUGAUAGUUCUGCCAGUGGAGGGAAUAAGAGGAGAGGAAAGAGGUGCUGGUAAAACCUGGGAUCAUGACUACUGAUGAUGUCACCACUGCCACCUCCGUAGACCUGAGGGAGGUUGAUGAGCAGUGUUCAACUUCUGCUGAGAGGCACAAGCGCUAGUGAAGUCAAUGCUGCCUUUCUCCUAUCAGCUCUCUCUUAUCACAAUAUGCACGGGAGUUCUGGACUAUGGUGUGAUUGCAGUCAGUUCAGUGGUGGAGAAGACUGUAACCAAUAAAGAACAGCUGAACCAACACAUCUGUUUCACUUUCAAGCUUGCUGGGUCAGGAGUGAAGAGUCCACUGUUCCCUUUCUCUUCAUCCUCCUCCUCCUCCUCUUCCUCUCAUCUCGUCCUCCCUCCUCUGUCUUACACCAAUCUCCCCUUCACCGUUCAUCGUGACACAACUGGUCUCCUUGAAAGGUGUGUGGAAUGUCUUGUGAAUACCCGACAUGUGGUUCGACUGCCAGUCCGUGUGGAGACAGUACUCCUCUCCCUCUCCCUCUCCACCAACACCCUCACCCUCUCACAACCUCCCGUUGCCCCUCCCUCUGCUGGUCUGCGAGGCUCUCUGGAGGUGAGGAAUGAGCUCAACGUCCCGUCCUCCUUCCAGUGGCAUGCCAGGGAUGGAGUGGACACCUCGGUUUUCUUCAUGGUCCAUCCAAACGGUGUGGUGCCAGCUCACAGCUCCCUCCUCUGUGAAUUUGUCUGUCUCCCGACCUACGAGAGCCCUGACUCAGCUCUCUUCAGACUGGUGGUCCUGGGGCCAGGGGCUGAGAGGGGUGUGGCAUCCAGUGACACCCCCGGCAGAGUUGGAACCGAUAACCUACUCACUCUCAAGGCUGAGCUGUGUCAUCCUGUGUGUUCGUUCAAGGAGAAGAGAGUUCUGUAUGGCUCUGUACCUCUCGGUCUCACCACUCUACAAACUGUCCACCUCCAGAACAGUGGAGACUGCCACGCAUUCUUCAAGGUUGUAAACCCAGAGCCUUGUGCUGGGUUGAAGGUUCAUCCAGAGAGUGGGUGUGUCCCAGUGGGCGGAGUCUCGGAGCUCCAGCUCCACCUACACCCGGAGAGCGAGGCGCUGUUUGACACGGAGCUGGUGGUAGCUGUUAGGGGAGGAAAGAGGCUGACCCUGAAAUUAGUGGGGGCAGCAGAAGAACCAAAAGUCACUAUUGACAGAGAGAGCUUUAUAUUUGGUGGAGUCUUCUGUGGAAGUCAGUCUUCUCUUUCAUUUACAGUUUCCAACUUGGGUUCCACUCGUUGUGAACUAAUGUUUGAUUUCUCAUUUUUGAGCGACUUCUCACUAGAUCUGCCACGACAGACCAGUCCCUAUGCUGAAGUAACCAGUGGUACAGGUGACAUCCCAGGUAUCUACACCCUCCAGUUACCUGCCAAGACUUCCGCACACUGUCACCUCAUCCUCUCUCCCAAAGUUGUGGCAGCGUACGAUUUUGAGCUGCCAGUUCUGGUGAAUGGAGCGAGACCUCCGUCUCCCCCUCCCUCUCCCUGGCCACCCUCAUCGCACACCUCCUCCAAGAUCACCAUCAAUCCUCCCACACAUCACACUCAGCCACAGAACACCAGAGGAAAGACUGGUGUACUGGGGUCGUACGAGAACACGCCACGUCGGAGAGUGCUGGCCACGGCAGUGAGGGCCCCGGUCUCCCUCUCCCUCUCUCACUUCUCCUUCUCCUUCCCAGUCUCCUACCUGGAGACCAUGACUGAGCCUGUCCUACACAACAAGCCGGCAGAACUCAAGAACGAGGGGGACUCCCCAAUAUGGUGGACUCUAAUGACGUGUGGUGUCAAGAGACUGGAGGAUGGGACGUUUCGUCUGGUGCUACCCUCCGGUGCCCCCCUGGCCCUCCCCCCUCAUGAUUUUAGACCCCCUGGCCUGGGGGAGGGGGAGGUGGGCCAUCUCAGACCUGGGGAGAGCUUCAAGUUCUCAGUACAGUGCAGUCCUGGUCACCACGGAGAGUUCAACGCAGAAGUCCCUCUCCUCCUCCUCCACACUCCUCCUGGAUCCACCACCAGAGACAGCUCCCCACCAACACCACCGGAGCCCUACUGCACUCUGGCUCUGAGUGCCAGCGUCCCUGCCAGCAGUCUCUCCUUCUCUACCUCCUCCAUCAUCCUCCAGCCUGUCCCCCUCGACAUCACCAUCUCUGCUCAGUACUCUCUACUGCUGCAGAACUUCCCCAAUGCUGUGGAUGUGGAAGUGGUGGUACCUCAGCCUCCGGAGGGUACCUCGCUGGCAGUACAGUUCCCCAGAGGGACUGAGGUGUCAGAGUGUGGGUCAGAGGGGGUGGAGCUACCGGUGGAGCUGGAGUUCUCCUCCUCCCAGCCAGUGUCUCUCUCUGGACACCUCCUCUUCAGAGACACACUCUCUGGGAAGAAAGUGAGAGUGGCCUAUGCAGUGGCAGCUGAUAACAGUGUCCUCUCGGUGGCCCAGUUCCUGGCUCAGAGUGUUGCCAUCUCUUCGGUCCAGCUCAAUGACCAACACAUACCCAUGCUCAAUGUCAACAGCAGUAGUGGAGGAGGAGUGUCAGCCUCAUCAGCAGUGUCUCUGGCCACCUCUCAGACCAGAGGGCUCUUCUCGCACACUCCCCUCACUGCCUCCUUCUCCGAGGACUUCUCUUACAGUGACAUCUUCAUGCAGGAGAGUGUGAAUGCAGUAUGCCGGUGGGUGUCCUGCUACGGAUGGGCCCAGGGAGUGAGACACAUCACCUCUCCUACUGACCUCAGAGACAGAGUUGGACAUGAUGUCCCGAAGCGAGGGGUGAAGCAGAGGUCGUCCAUCAGAGUGGAGAGAGGCCAGCUGAUGGAACUGGUGACUCAUCUGUGUGGUCGACUCCCUCCAGGGAUACCCAUGAACCCCCCUCCCUGCACCACUCCCUCUGAGAAGAUCAACCAGCAGUACUCCACUCUCUCCACCAUCAUCUCCUUCCUCAGGAACCAGGGAGGAGAGGUAUGGUGUCUGACACCAGACAGUCUCCUGGACUACAGAGACUACCAGCAGUGGCGACUGGACUGCCAGCACUGCCCCUCCCCCCUCCCUCCCCCCACCUCCCCGGAGGAAUUCCAGGACAGGUCCUACCAGGCCUGGACCUACCUCCUCCUCCUCAUAGUCAAGGUGUUGGUGUUGCCUCGAGUGGUUCGCCAGGUCCCAGCCUACCUGAGAGACAAGGUGGGAGACCUGAGCGUGGGCUCUGCUGGGACCAGCAGUAACGUCUACAGUCACCCAGAGAGAGUCAUUCUGGCCUGGCUCAACCAUCACUACUCCCAACAGAGACACACUGUACUGGGAUCCACUGGUGACCAGGUGAGAGAGGUAGUGAGUUUCGACAUGGACCUGAUGGACUGUACUGUGUUGGCCUGUGUCCUGUCUGCCUACUGCCCCUUCCUCGUGUUGUCUCACUUCUCAACUCUGUAUUCUCACCCAUCCAGUCCGGAGCAGUGCUCCCACAAUGCCCUGGUACUGAUGGACGCACUCGCCAACAUUGGACUCGCCUACGACUGCCAAGCAUCAGAUCUGACAACUCCAACACCAGUUUUUCUCCUCCUCCUGUGUUGCCAUCUCUACCAGACCCCCUCCCUCUCCCCCUCCCCCUCUCUCUCCCUCCUCCCCACUCCCGAACCAUCCUCCUGGAGGGACUGCUUCACUCCAAAAUCAGGCAAAAGAUCACUCUGGACAAUCCUAGUACAAAGACCCUGAAGUACAGAGCUUUGCUGAGGGGAGAACAUGCCUCUAAAUUUAUCAUUGUUGGAUCACCUGAGACCAUAACAGUUGAAGGUGGUAAGAGUGUCAGUGUAGAGGUGGGGUACACAGGUCACCUGGACCCCAGUGAAGCUGUGCUUCUGCUGGUCUCUGACGGAGGUCACGGAACUUCUCUUGCCUUCCACCUCCUGGGCAGAGUCACUGGAGCUAUUCCUCAGUCUAGAGUCCAGGUGGGCGUGGCUCUCUACCAGUCACAGAGUGUUAGUCUCACAGUGGCCAGCCACUUCCAGUCCUCUGCUGUCUUUGAUGUAUGUCUGUAUGAGACUACUGACGUCUCUCUCCUCUCUUCUCUCUCUCCUGCUAACAGGAAAAAGACGGUAAACCGAUCACUUGGAGUAAUUCCAGUCACUGCACUUCAGAAACGUACUACAGACAGAAUGACGUCAUUCAACCCACAUGCCAACCGAGUCACCCUCAACCCAGGCAUCCCAACCACACUCAACCUAACCUUUGUCCCCCUCAAGACAGAGCCACGUCACUGCACUGUGGUCCUGAGAAACGAUGCCCUGGGGGUGAUCGUCCUAUCCCUCGCCGCUACCGUCAGUCUUCCCUUCCCAAUUCUCCCGAAAACGAGCGACGAAACGGACUCUCGAUUCUUUGUCAACCGAGACAGUCAGACGCUCCACCUAAAGGCCUACGUAGGUGAGAGAGUCCAGGAGGACCUGUUUGUCCACUCAGAGAACCCCGGGCUGGAGAAAGCCCUCCUGGAGGUGUGCCAGUGGGGCAUGGACCCAGAGGAGCUGCGACGACGAGUCCUCACUGACUCCCUCGAGAAUGCAGCACUCGCCACUGCCAGGGAGUUCUUCCAACUCCAAGAGAAGACUCUCUCUGCCACUGACAACGUCGUGGAGCACCUGGAUGAGCUCGUGUUCAGCGUGGAGGGAUCGGGCGAGAAUUUCGAAUUGCCGGA